Molecule: messenger RNA, 492 nt
Organism: Cricetulus griseus (Chinese hamster)
Lineage: Eukaryota; Metazoa; Chordata; Mammalia; Rodentia; Cricetidae
Source: RefSeq, a predicted model, not a curated record
AUGAAGAAAGUCAGGGUAGCAGAAGUGUGGGGGACCGAAUAUCUCUGUUAUGGAAUAUUUCGGGUCCCAGGCUCUGGCUGCCAUAAACAGCAGUGGCGGUACCAGGAAGCGCUGGGUCACCAUUCCGCCAUACCUCCUGCCUCGGCUCCCCACAUCCUCGCCACCGUGGCCGAAGUGGAGGAGGGCGAGGAAACCUGUGUCUUGUCCUCACACACUGGGACUGCAUGCUCCAAGUCGGGGGACGACAAGAUGUUUCUCAAGAAGUGGAACGUGUUGGCCAUGUGGCGCUGGGACGUUGAGUGUGAUACCUGCGCCCUUUGCAGGGUCCAGGUGAUGGAUGCCUGCCUCAGAUGCAAACAACAGGACCGUGUUGUGGUCUCGGGAGAAUGUAAUCAUUCCUUUCACAACUGCAGCAUGUCUUUGUGGGUGAAACAGAACAAUCGCUGUCCUCUCUGCCAGCAGGACUGGGAAGUCCAAAGAAUCGGCAAAUGA